Molecule: messenger RNA, 5093 nt
Organism: Corapipo altera (White-ruffed manakin)
Lineage: Eukaryota; Metazoa; Chordata; Aves; Passeriformes; Pipridae
Gene: PRIMA1
Product: proline rich membrane anchor 1
Exons: 5
Coding region: 290-763 (157 amino acids)
Source: RefSeq, a predicted model, not a curated record
CGAGGGGAGCCGUGCGCGGAAGGGACUGCCUUGAUGGGCUUGAAAAAUCACUGCAGCAGCAGCGGCGGCGGCGCCGGCGGACAGGGGGGAGAUGCAAUCCCCGGGUUGCGCGGCCGCGCCGCUCCCUUUGCCUCGCCUCUCCCCUCAGGCUCCGGCCCCGGCCCUGCCCCUUUUCCCCUGCGCCCGGCUCCAAACUUUUUCCGCCGCCCGCUCACCCCCUCGGGUGUGAGGGAGCCCCGGGCUCAGCGGUCGCCCGGAGCCCGCGCCCCCGCCCACCCGCCCAGGAGGGAUGCUGCUCCGGCAGCUGCUGGGGCUGCUCCGCCGCUGCUGGCCCUCCUUGCUGCUACACUGUGCCCUCCACCCGCUCUGGGGGUCCCUCCAGAUCACUCAGGGUGAGCCCCAGAAGUCAUGCUCCAAGCCUGUAGCAGAGAAAGUUACAGAGAGCUGCCAGGAAAUUUGCCAGUGCAGGCCACCUCCACUGUUACCACCGCCUCCUCCACCUCCACCGCCUCCGAGGUUGCUGGCGGUGCCGACUCCCAAGUCUACCUUCUGUCCCACUGAAGAGACCUGGUGGCCAGGCCUGAUUAUUAUCAUUGCAGUAUGCUGUGCCACACUAGUGUUCCUCUUUGUAGUUGUCAUCAUUUGCUACAAAGCCAUAAAAAGGAAACCAAUGAGAAAAGAAGAGAACGGAACCAGUCGGUCCGAAUAUGCAAUGACCUCCUCCCAGAACAACAAAACAGUUGAUAACAAUGCGGUUGUAUAAUCCCUGAAACCCCGCCAAGGGCGCAGGAGGUGGUAAACUUUCAAAGCACACACAUGGAGUAUGCAAGGUGGGUGAAAUAAGGCAACGAAGGGAGCUGUGUGGCCAAGGACUUCCAUUUCAGAAACAGCGCACGCAUCAGUGAUCCAGAAGGGAAAAGCAGGCUGCUCUCCAGGCUUGCUGCUUCUCCAAGGGAGGAUAAACUCACCCACCUGGGCUGCCCGGAGAAAAGGCCUCACAAAGGCAUAAGCAUUGCAUGCUGCAUCUCAUGAAAGCGAUGUUGCGAUGCCUCCCGCUUUUCUUCUUCCUCUCUUCCCCCUUACUUUUAUGUUUGUAUUGAGUGUCCACAAAAAGCUGCUGAAGUAGGGUCUUUUGAGGAGAGGGUGAUCUGCCAGGGUGGUAGCAGCUUUUCAUAAAUCAGUCAGAGGGAGGUGUCUCCCUCUAUAUGGGAGGACACCUCCCUCUAUAUGGUGGGAGGUGUUACCUACGUGCUUCUCCAGCCUGUGCAGUUUUGUACGCUAAUAAUUCAUUCUUAGCAUUCUUAUUAUUUCAUUAUUAAAAGGGGAACAAAGGUUUUUGUUAAGCCAUCAAGGAAAAUUUGCGUGAACUUGUGACUUGUCCCAGGAAAUUUAUCCGCAGUCUGGUGACUAUGCAAUUUCGACAGCUGAAGACUUUUCAGGCAAAAGAAAUCAAAAUGUAAGAUUUUAGCAAUUAUCAUUGCUAUUGAAAGAGAGAUGUUAUUAAGAGGUACUUUGAACGUUAUUACUUCAUAAUCAGACUCUUUUUUUUCAUGACAUUUAAAUUUUAUCUUUAAAAAUGUCCUUCCUUUGCAAAAUUCUACACAUUUCUCUGGGUUUGCAUCAUGUUGAUUCCCCAGGGAAACUCCUACAGGAAAGAUAUUGUUUACAUCUUGGCGUAUUUGGGCGGGAUUGUGUUGAAAGGACUAGCAGCCCUUUGAAGUCCUCUUCAUUCACUGGCUAGUGUUCUUUUCUUAAAGUGUUGAGUCUCCUGAACUGACCCACUAGGGACAUUGCAGGUCUGGCUUGGAGGACCACUUUUGAGGGUCCAGUAAGCUGGUUGUGCCCACGUUAACUCAGUCUCUGCCUCUCCUGAGCCGAGAACGCCGAUUAUGCCAAAUUCAGUGUAAUAGCUUAGUAUACGUUCUGUGAGGUGGAUUGCAGACUAUUUAAAGCAAGGCUGAAUCUACCCAAAUUCAUUUAAUGUAGGAUCUCAGGUUAGACUCAGUAAGUUACCCUUAGGAUAAAGGUGAUGAGACUAGUUGAGAUGCUGGUCUUUCCCCAUCUCCUGAAAACUUUUUUUCGUGUCAUACCUCCACGUGUAUGUCUCCGUUUACCUCUGUGCUGAAAGUAAUGAUGCAGUCAAAGACAAAUUUACACCCUGGCUUCUUGUCCAGGCAUAAAGCUUCAAUACCACUGAGUCUCCGCGUCUGUGAGUAACUCCCAGGUGUCAACCCCGUCUCUGGGAUGUGGCUGUGCCCUGGCUGUUAUGUCCCUCGGUACUGCAGCACACCAGUUUUAUAUAAGGAUGUGCCUGAACUGCAGAAAUCAGACCUUGAUUUGAAUGCAUUCCUGCCUGCAGUUGGUCUAUUACUGAGAUGCAGAGUUUGGCCUGAUGGUAGAGGAAGACAGUGUUCUGCAGACCUUCCCCAAAAGAAGCUCUGGGACGUUCAAAUCAGCAGUUUCAGCUCAGGCCCAUCUGUAGCUUUCUAUUACCUGUUGAACAGUAGGGUGUAUGUAAAUAUAAGUAUCUUUUUAAUGAUAAAAUGAAAUGCUGCUAUAUACUGCUCUUGAGAAAUUUAUGGAUUUAUUCAUUUAACUUUUUAGUCUGUCAUCACUAUGUAAAAGUUUAACCACAUAAAAUUAUUUUUUAAAGCUAGAUCCUCUUGGGAAAUGAAUGCAAUUACAAAAGUGAAAGGGAAUAAGUAACCCUUUGCCCAAGAGUACGAUCAUUCCCAGACACAGUCAUUUUGUGUGCUUGCACAAGACAGAGUGAUAUGUUCUUAGAUCCAAAGUGGGAUUAAAAUGACAGGAUUUACACUUUGUGUCUAGUAUCCCAAAUGAUGAUUGCCUGAAGCACUUAGUUCCUAAAUACUAUAAUAAUAAUAUUACAAGUAUAUUUCUAGAAUAUUUUUAAGCUAUAACAUUUAUUUUGAUGUAGUUACCUAUGUUUGCCUUUCUUUUUUUACUCCACUUGUUUCAGCCUAAAUGUGAAAACGUUGCAUAGUUUGAGACUGGUUGCAUGUGUCUCUGAGAGUAUAAAGUAUGAAUGCAGAUAAGUUUAGCAUGAUACAGGCUCAGGAUUAGCACUUUCUCCUAAAGGUUGUUGGUUUUAUUUUAUUCCUAAUUCAGCUUUAAAGGCAUGUUCUGUACGAUGAGAAUUACAACAAGUCCAUCAAAAUGCAUCUGUUUUUGCAAGAAAGAGAUGGUCACUAGACACUGUCUGAUUUUCAUUGAUGUAAAUGGUAAAAUGUCCUCACUAGAGAAGACCCUGGUGCAUGACACAACCCACAAACAAACUCCCCCAGGCCUCCUGAGGACUCCUCAGGAGAACAUAAACAUUAAAAACUUCAUGGAGAGCAGGGAGGCAGGGCAUUGCAAGAAGUAGCACAUGUGGACUAGGAUCUGUUUUCAACUCUGCCACUGAAUCUGCUCUUUACUAGCAAGUAAUUUUGCCUCUCUGUGCCUCAAUUUACCCAUCUGUAUAAUCAAGAUAAAAGUACGUACCAGCUCUGUGGCAGUAUUUUGAGAGAUAUAGAUGUAGCUUAUUUGCAUAGGCAGAUAUACACUAUUGUUAUAUGCAACAUGCUGAUAAAUGUAUCUGGGCACAUAAUCACCAUAAUAGUUCUUGGAACAGACAUUUCCCUUGUGCUUUUCUAGUGCGUUGGCCACAGAAGAGCAGCAGCAGACAGCCCAAGAGCUGCUCCUCUGCUUGCCCAGAUACUUAGCUCUCAGCCCUCACUCCAUGGCACGGCAAGGAGAGGUGGGAAAUCUUCCAUGAGGUAGUUUUGCCUUUAGAUUCCUACCUAGGUACAGUUGACUACACUGCACGGAAAUUUAAAGUGAUAUUCAGAAGUGCUUAGAAAAGUAUACUGGAAGCAGAUGUAAGUCUUCAAAAAAGAAAGGCUAGAAGGGCAUUGUCUCUCAGGAGUGAAUUCAGAAGCCUGCUGAUGUGGUAUGAGCUUGUGUUUAACACUCUACAGACUACUUGCAAAGCUUUUAUAAGAGAGGCUUCUGUGCUUCCUUAUUGUACUAUAAUUAAAUACAAAAGGAAAGGAGUAGGCCUGAUGGAUAAGCGCUUCACUAAGCAGUGAUCCUGGAUCUGGGGAACUGGCAAUCUAAUAUGCAGCUUUAAAAGCAUUUUGAGUUCCUUUUUAGCCACCAAAGCAUCAGAGAUAGAACAGUCCUUCAUAGUUCAUAGCUCCAUUCACAAAAUAGCCGGAUCCCCAGCAGAUGCAAAGGUGACCAGUUUCUACACAGAAGUUACCUGUUCUGCUCUGACCACCACCAGACAGACUGAGCAAACUGCUGUGCUCAGUCUGAGGGAGAGCAGCCACUCAAAAUCUCUUCUCAAGGAUCACCACUAGCGGGGAGUGCACUUUAAGGGCCUGAGCUGUUGAGUUUCCUUGUUCCUCAGCAGCAUCAGGAAGGUGGAGCUGCCACCCUUCCUCACCCACACCCAACUCAGCGGUGUGCCUCGGAAAGCAUCUCUGCCUUGGACAGAUGCUGCAAAAACAGACAUGGAAGGAAAGAGGAAAGUUCUACUAAGCAUAAGAUAUAAAUAUAUUGAGAUAUAUAUAUCUAUACAGAGACCUAAUUGUCCGGUCUUGCAUGCCAUAUGGUCACAGCAUGUGAAGAAAGUGUGGGCAUCCUGCUCCAACCAGGUCAUGACCAUAGACACUGCCAAGCAAUGGAGAAUCAGGCCUAUGGUAGAUAUGUAUUUACAAUACUCCUUGCACCUGUACAAACAAAAAUAUAUUAUUUUAAACUGCAACAUAGUGUGUUUAAAUCAAUGCAUGAAUGUAAAUAUUCUAAGAUCUGCCUUCUUGACUGUGUACCACAUGUACAGAUGAAAACAAAUAUUGUUUAUAGGAAAUCUGUAUCAGUGGUUAAAUGAUUAAAGAGAAAAAAAUAUCAAAAUUAAUGUUGUCAUGUUUCUCGAAAGCCAUUAAUAUAUAUUUAGUAUUUAAGGAUAUUGCUCAAUAAGUAUGUUCUGUACCAAAAACUGUGUUGCAUAUACAGAUUGUGCAGUACCCUAUUUUAAAAAGCCACCAUAAUUAAUUUUUAUUUUAAAUAAAAAUGUACUUGUAAAAAGU